AUGCCUACCGCAUUCCUUGGUUGUCGCGCCGCCGUUCAAGCGUUCGAAGUCGGCAUUGACCUCUUCUCGCGUUCCCGCCUCAACGCUAUGUCUGAGGCCGAGAUUAUGGCUACGCUAUACCGCCUGCAUAGUUAUAUGUUAGCAUUGUUUUCAGACAUCCUCGCUCGUCCUGGUGGUCCUACGCCACACGAGUCUCGUUUACUGGCGUCCAUUUACAAUGCCGCCCAACGCGUUGAAGAACGCAACCGAAGUACUGCCUGGGAGGAAUGGCUGCAAGAACCAUUGGAUGGUCAUGCGCUUUAUAGCCCUGGCGAAUGCCUAGACUCCAGCUUUACCACGGGGUACAUAGGAGAGGAGGACGCGCCGAGCGACCGCGGGUCUUCGUCACCUCCGGGGAUCAUUACUCCCCGAGGUCGAGCUCAUGUCGUUCAGUCCCCUUCUCCUACGGGAUCCGAUCCGUUGUUUCUACCGAGCCCUGGCCCAGAGUCCCUGCCAGUUUCCUCGCCUGACUCGACGCCGCCUGUCCCUGUUCGAAGGUUGAAGCGUACUCGUGCCAUGGUCAUGGACGAAGAUUCGGAUGUGGUCGAGAUCAUCGAUCCUCCGUCUUCAACGCCCUUGAAGCUGGCUAUUGGCCCUCCAGGUAAACGACGCAAGAUUAUUGAGAAACCCUCGUCUGAUGACGAGGCCAUCCAACAUCCCAACCGUUCACGUUCGAGCUUGUCGGACUCUGUACCUCUCGCUAGGCCUUUGCGUGCAGACAAGGGCAGAGCUCGCGCCAAGACGCCUCCGCCUGUUGCAGGUUCAUCUCGAGUUGACAAGGGAAAGGCUCGGGCGAGGACUCCUCCUACUACUCGUAGUUCCGCCAAGCGUACUGCCUUUAAGCCACCGGUGGUCAAGCAGAAGGAAACUUCUGUUCAACCCAAGCGUCGCGGUCACCCUCGUAAGAAGUCUCCCGUUAUUUUCCAAGAGCCCAUCGUGUUCGACAAGAAGCGAUUUAAACGUGCCACCGCUAGAUUUGGGCUUAAAGAGCUCCCCGCGGUUCUUAAGGGUACGCAAAUCCAUAUGCCCGAACCUUGCCUUCAGUGCUCCGCGCGCAAGGAUUCCACUGUCAAGAACUGCACCUUUCGUGGGUGGGGAACUCCCUGCGGUCCUUGCGACGCGGCGCAUGUUUCUUCGUGGGCCGUCAGGGAUGUCAUCCGUAACCGGUUGGCUAUUCAUGCGCCUUCAGCUAUAUCUGCGCUGAUGGAGUCCAUCGAAGAAGACACGCUUCAUAUGCGCACCCUAUCCGCAGUCCUUGAGGCCAUUCGCCAUCGUCGCGACGCCAAUCUUCGAGAGUUCGCAAACGCCAUCGCGGACCUGUGUCUCACCACCGAGCCUGGAACUCUUCUAGGCACUGUUUUCGAGACUCGCGAGGAGUUCGGCUCGUGGUACAGCUUCGUUCAAGACUUUGUAGAUACUCAGGGGGUCCCAGUGCCUGCGGGUUCAAUGACGGCCGAUUUGGAGAGACUCGUCUCACUUUUUCAUGAAUUGCAACGCGGAAUUUCGGAACGCGCACACCUUGGUCUCAGACACACAAAUAAAAGCAGGCAGUGGCGAAAAAUUUUCGGACAGAACAGUUUUUUGCUUUUCUACCACGCACUCUCAUUUUACCACUCGCUCAUUAUGUCUAUCCCACACAACGCUCUUCCCGCCGCUGUCAAGCUUCGUGAGUCCGCUCUCACUGCCUUCAAAACUUAUCAGGACAUGAAAGAGGGACUGAACAGCGCUGCCGCUCCCACCAUUCUUGGCAUAGCCGCUAAUUACUGUGUUCAGCUUAUCGACACCAAGGAUCCGUGUCUGCUUAUGCACCAGCCAAUGCACAACGUGCUUUUCCUUGUUAGAGGCGAGUACAAUACCCGCAGCACUGGAGUUCACGCCAUCGCGCCCCCAGCCGACCUCGACACUAUCAAAGAAUAUUGUCGCGCCGUUCUCGCCGCGCGCGCCGCUGCGCAGGUCGUUCCACCACCUGUUACUGCUCAAGCUCAGGCUCAGGCUGAGAUUGCAGAGCAUCCCCGCAAGCUUGUCAAGUCCAAGGCUGUUGUUGAGGACAAGGAUGACGAGGUCGAGAUUGUCCCCAGCCCCUCGGAUACCGACGUUAUGAUGGGUGGGUGUGAUGGCCCCAACGCUAUCACUGCAGCUGACACCAUGGCAGUGGACAACCUCUUCGGUGACGAAGAAGUCAAGGACGCUGCUUCCUCUCCCAAAGAGAAAGGCAAGAAGCGCGCUGCCUCUGGUCCCAAGACCCCAGNCAAAUCCAAGCAUGCCGAAACGGUCAGCAUUCCCUACGACGCUGUUCCAGGCAUGGACACUAACAGUCGCGAAUUUCACAAGGCCCUCGUCGUCGAGCAUGCCAAAGGCAGUUGCGCUGGCGACAAACGCCCUCGUACUGAACCGCCCUUUAUUAGUGGUUUAGCAGAUCUUCAGUCUCGUCAAAACGAGUCUGCCAACUCCUUGCUCAUCGACAACCCUCUGUACAGGGAGAUCUUAGCGCGCGCACAUGCUGCUGUUACCAACCGCAUGCCGGCUUAUCCCACCCUUGCUUAUUUCAAGCAGCAAGAGGUCGAUCUUCGUGAACGCGUUCUUCUUAGCAUGCAGCGCCUCGACUUGGAGCUUCGUCUUCGCGAUGUACUUGUCGCUGAUUACGAAAUUGCCCUUGCCCAGAUUGCUGAGCGUGAAGUAACUAAGGAGUAG
Messenger RNA from Laccaria bicolor S238N-H82, 2730 nucleotides. RefSeq lists its product as uncharacterized. The transcript is spliced from 15 exons. NCBI's taxonomy places the organism in Eukaryota, Fungi, Basidiomycota, Agaricomycetes, Agaricales, Hydnangiaceae. The record is from RefSeq and is a predicted model, not a curated record. Bases 1 to 2730 code for a protein of 909 amino acids.